Neopelma chrysocephalum (saffron-crested tyrant-manakin) is the source of this 1318-nucleotide messenger RNA. RefSeq names its product DNA topoisomerase 2-binding protein 1-like. The transcript is spliced from 5 exons. NCBI's taxonomy places the organism in Eukaryota, Metazoa, Chordata, Aves, Passeriformes, Pipridae. The annotation marks the transcript as partial. Gene Ontology annotation, biological process: mitotic G2 DNA damage checkpoint signaling; DNA replication initiation; mitotic DNA replication checkpoint signaling. The record is from RefSeq and is a predicted model, not a curated record.
UUUUGUGGAGCAGGAAAGAAGAAUCACAAGUCUGAAACCCGCUGUAACUUGUUUCUAUAACACUUCAUUUCCUAGGCCUCAUAUAGUGACAGCAAAGUGGUUGCUGGAGUCAUAUAGUAAAGGCUAUCUACAUCCAGUGGAGCACUAUAUCCCUCUAAACUAUCAGCUGUUAGAGAACCCAAUUUUGGAGCAACCUGAAAUGAAGUCAAUUCUUCCAAAAAAAACCAGUCUUGCGAAGAAAGAACCUGUGAAUGUUCUAAAGCACCAGAAAGCUGUUGAAGAUGACUUUCUCUCUCAAUAUAUAAAUAAUGAUUCUACAUUAGAUGAAGUGGAAAAAUUAACAUCCAGAACCUUCAAUGAUGUUACUAACUCAACUGUUCAAGGACAGAAUCAGUCUUCUGUCUGUAAUGGUUCUUUGGGAGAGUCUUCUGCACCAGCUGAGGGAGGUGUAUUUGUCAGAAAGACUUUUCUUCUUUUGGGUUUUGGUGAAGAGGAGGAGUCCUGCCUUGCAGAUAUUAUAAAGGAGAAUGCUGGGAAAGUUCUGCCACUGCAAAGCAGAACCAUUGCAGACUAUGCUGUGGUACCUUUAUUGGGGUGCACAGUCAAGCCAACUGUUGGUGAUGUUGUCACAAAUACAUGGCUGAUAGCAUGUGUGGAACAGCAGCUCUUUUUAGAUCUCCGGUCCAAUCCACUUUUCACACCAGUCCUGAUAAUGGAAGGAGCUACCCCUCUGGAAGACUGCGUUCUUUCUUUUAGCCAGUUCACUGGUGCAGAGAGAGACUCCCUUGCUUAUCUGGCAGGACUGCUGGGAGCCAGAGUCCAAGAAUUCUUUGUGCGGAAAGCCAAUGCAAAAAAAGGAAUGUUUGCCAGUACCCAUCUUGUGGUAAGAGAACCGAAUGGUUCCAAGUAUGAAGCUGCGAAGAAGUGGAAUUUGCCAGCAGUCACUGUAGCUUGGCUUUUGCAGUCUGCAAGGAUAGGGAAGAGAGCAGACGAAAGCAAAUUCUUGGUUGAAAAUGCAGAGGCUGAAGAUACUGAGAGUUUCAUUACUCAGCUUACCAAGACACCAGCAACUGUUAAAUAUCCUGAUUCAGAACAGCCUCCUUAUCUUCUUGAAGCUGGAAAAAAACCAGCUGUGACCCCACUUGAUAUCAACAGGUUCCAGAGUAAAGCUUUCCAAGCUGUCAUCUCUCAUCACAUUGGGAAGACAACCCCUGUUGCACAAGGCGGACCCCUACAGAAGGAACCAUCUUUACAUCUUGACACGCCGUCAAAAUUUCUUUCCAAGGACAAGUUGUUCAAGCCUUCUUUUGAUGUAAAG